Messenger RNA from Cebus imitator (Panamanian white-faced capuchin), 2087 nucleotides. RefSeq names its product peroxisomal biogenesis factor 12 (gene PEX12). Gene Ontology annotation, biological process: protein import into peroxisome matrix; protein monoubiquitination. The record is from RefSeq and is a predicted model, not a curated record. The transcript is spliced from 3 exons. Gene Ontology annotation, molecular function: ubiquitin-protein transferase activity; zinc ion binding; protein binding. Gene Ontology annotation, cellular component: peroxisomal importomer complex; peroxisomal membrane. NCBI's taxonomy places the organism in Eukaryota, Metazoa, Chordata, Mammalia, Primates, Cebidae. The coding region runs from base 1006 to 2085 and encodes 359 amino acids.
AUCCGUUUCGCGCGUGUACAGAAAAGUCCUUUCCAUCUCCAGAUUCCCUUCUUCCCUCUGCCCCUAGCUCCACCGCCUGCAGGAACACAGGGCUCAGCAACGGGCCCAAGCUACGAUUCCCGGAGCCAGACAUGUGCGUAGCGCCCCAAACAACUUGUCAAAAAGACGUCUGCAGAGAGACGUACAGCGCUGUAGCCUUCCAGCGAGGCCACCAUGCAGACCCAGCUACGAAAGGUAAAACCAAACCAGCGGAAAAGUCACAGCCAAAACCAGCCCGCACCAGCCCUCUUCACUUUCAGCGGGGUGGGAGCGGAAGUCCGGGUGGGUCAUAGAGUUCUCUAGCUCUGGUUUCCGGGCUGCGUUCGGGACUACACCGCCUCUCUUCCCCCAGGCGUCCCCGAAGUCCUGGUGGUUUCUAUUUCCGGGUGCGUCUUCUGUCAUAAAGCCGAGACCUCUCUUCAAACGUGGCGUCGCAGGUUCUUAGCGCCUCGCCUGGAGUCAGCGAGCAAGGACGGGCGCGGGCGGGGAUACUCAAAGUCAACAGCUGAAGCCAGUCCUCGUGUCCCGGUCUCACACUGGCACGACUGCAUCCUCAGAGUCGGCUGGCUUUUGAGCGGUCACGAUUGGGGAGGAGGAGGAUUUCUCGUUCGCAGCACCAGGACUGCAGCUCCAGAGGAUCGCGUUCCUUCCCCCAUAUCUGCCCCCCCAGUCACGCUCUGCCCUGAGGUGCAGCAUUUGACAAGUUACCCCCUUGCCACAUACCACUUCUACCCACGUCCGAGUUAGCUUUGUUCUUAACCUUUUUGAAACUCCCCUCCGCCUCCAGAACAGGUCUUUUUUUUCGCUAGCUCAUUUUUGCCCAUAAAAUUGAGUUUCGAGUUUUAGAUAUCAUACAGAAAGUUUACCUUUAAGACCGAGCACCCAUCUGAUACCCUUCCUCCCGAAAAAGUUCAUGCUCACGAGAGAGUUUGUGGGAAAAGCGAAAGCCAGUCAACACAGGAAACUAUGGCUGAGCACGGGGCUCACAUCACAACUGCUUCUGUGGCCGAUGACCAGCCAUCCAUCUUCGAGGUGGUAGCACAGGACAGUUUAAUGACAGCAGUGAGACCUGCUCUUCAGCAUGUGGUCAAGGUUCUUGCAGAAUCAAAUCCCACUCACUAUGGCUUCUUGUGGAGGUGGUUUGAUGAAAUCUUUACUCUGCUAGAUCUUCUGCUCCAGCAGCAUUACCUGUCUAGAACUAGUGCCUCAUUUUCUGAAAACUUUUAUGGCUUAAAGAGAAUUGUAAUGGGGGACACUCACAAGUCUCAGAGGUUGGCCAGUGCUGGCCUCCCAAAGAAGCAGCUUUGGAAAUCAAUUAUGUUCCUGGUUCUUCUUCCCUAUCUGAAAGUGAAGCUGGAGAAGUUGGUUGCUAGCCUGAGAGAAGAGGAUGAAUAUUCUAUUCAUCCUCCUUCUUCCCGCCGGAAACAAUUUUACAGAGCCUUUCUGGCAGCCUACCCAUUUGUUAACAUGGCUUGGGAAGGAUGGUUUCUUGUACAACAACUUCGAUAUAUCCUAGGAAAAGCUCACCAUCACUCACCACUGCUCAGGCUGGCUGGAGUUCGGCUAGGUCGACUGACAGUUCAGGAUAUACAUGCUCUGGAGCACAAACCAGCUGAAGCCAGCGUGAUGCAGCAACCAGUCAGGAGUGUUAGUGAGAAGAUAAAGUCAGCUCUGAAGAAAGCUGUGGGAGGUGUUGCCUUAUCCCUGUCUACUGGCCUUUCUGUGGGUGUAUUCUUCUUGCAGUUCCUUGACUGGUGGUACUCAUCUGAAAAUCAAGAAACCAUCAAGUCAUUGACUGCCCUGCCUACUCCACCACCACCUGUACACCUAGACUAUAACUCGGAUUCUCCUCUCCUACCCAAAAUGAAGACUGUGUGCCCACUGUGUCGUAAAACCAGGGUGAAUGAUACUGUUCUUGCCACUUCUGGCUAUGUGUUUUGUUACCGCUGUGUGUUUCAUUAUGUGAGGAGUCACCAAGCUUGUCCCAUCACAGGUUAUCCAACAGAAGUACAACAUCUGAUUAAACUCUACUCCCCUGAGAACUGAAA